CCGCAAUUACUGCGAUUCAAUGCUACAUAGAGCUUCAAGGCUCGCGCACAUCCUCACCUCACCCAUUCGCGCUCUUACCCUUCUCCCUCUCGUCGGAACCUCAACCCCCACCACCAACCACCACCACGCCCACGACCACUGUUACAUACGACCACAAUAUGUAUCAAGAAGACCCGGCGUGGGACGACAUCAUCCCGCUGCCGCAAGACGAUGGCGACAAGCCGCUCGCGCAGAUCGCGUACACCGAGGAGUACGCGGAGGCCAUGUCGUACCUGCGGGCGAUAAUGGCCAAGGAGGAGUACAGUGCGCGCGCGCUGGCGAUCACGGAGCACAUCACUGAGAUGAACCCUGCGCACUACACCGUCUGGCUCUACCGCGCGAAAUGCAUCUUCGCGCUCUCGCACGACCUGCGACAGGAGAUCGCGUACCUCAACAACAAGGCGCUGCGGCACGAGAAGAACUAUCAGAUAUGGCACCACCGCCAGCUGAUUAUGGACAAGCUGGGGGACCCCACGGGCGAGGCCGAGUUCGUUGCGAAGAUGUUCGAGAAGGAUUCGAAGAACUACCAUGUCUGGAGCUACCGGCAGUGGCUGGUGAGACGCUUCGAGCUUUGGGAAGGGGGCGAGUUGGAAUAUGUCGACAAGCUCCUCGCAAAGGAUAUUAGGAACAAUUCGGCGUGGAAUCAUCGCUUCUUCGUCGUUUUUGGGAGGGGCGGAGAGGUCGAUAUGGACGUCGUCGAGAGGGAGAUCAAGUACGCCGAGGACGCGAUCUACCUGGCGCCGCAGAAUCAGAGCCCUUGGAACUACCUGCGGGGACUGAUCUCGCGCGCAAAGCUGCCGCUUUCCAAGAUGGAGGCUCUGUGCAAGCACUAUGCCCCCGUUGACAAUCCCGACCGUAUCACAUCAUCCCACGGCCUCGACUGGCUCGCUGAUAUCGGCGCCGAGAAGCCGGAGACCAAGGACACGGCCAUCAAAGCCCUCGAGCUGCUGGCCAAGACUUACGAUCCAAUACGAACGAACUAUUGGAAUCACCGGAAAGUGCUCUUGCAGAAGGCUGUUGCUUAGAUAGAAUUUGGUCCAGGGGAUACGAUAAAUGAC
Tricharina praecox is the source of this 1097-nucleotide messenger RNA. RefSeq lists its product as uncharacterized. The transcript is spliced from 4 exons. Lineage: Eukaryota; Fungi; Ascomycota; Pezizomycetes; Pezizales; Pyronemataceae. The coding region runs from base 159 to 1064 and encodes 301 amino acids. Gene Ontology annotation, biological process: protein farnesylation; protein geranylgeranylation. Gene Ontology annotation, molecular function: CAAX-protein geranylgeranyltransferase activity; protein farnesyltransferase activity. The record is from RefSeq and is a predicted model, not a curated record. Gene Ontology annotation, cellular component: CAAX-protein geranylgeranyltransferase complex; protein farnesyltransferase complex; cytoplasm.